AUGGAGGAGCAAGGUGACAGACAGAUCCAGCUUCAGCUGCUCCUCCUCCCUGCGCCUGCAGCUCAAGUCGUCCUCCGUGACGUGCCGGCGGUACCAGCCAGCAGCGCGGUGGAGCACCCGCAGCUGGACCUCGAUCUGUCCAUGAGCAUCGGGCCGAGGCCUCCGGUGGCCCCAACCCCAACACCGGCGCCGCCGCCGCCGCGUGCGCGGUCGCCACCCACGAACGAGGUCAGGAGGGCGCCGGGGAUGAUGGCGGUGCUGGCGACGGCCAGCGCGAGGCUGCAUCAGAAGCAGCAUGCGGCCGCCGACGUGCGCGCCGUGAAGCAGCAGGCCGCGGACCAGGCCCGCAUGGCGUCCGCCGAGCGCGCCUACGCGGAGCGUGUCCGGGAGCUGGCGCGGCGGGAGCUGGAGCUCGCGGAGCGGGAGUUCGCGCGCGCCAGGGCCAUCUGGGAGCGCGCCCGCGAGGAGGUGGAGCGGGUGGAGCGCAUGAAGCAGAUCGCGGCGAGGCGGCUCGUCGGCUCGGCCGCGUCGUCCGCGGCGGCGCUGGAGAUCACCUGCCACGCCUGCAUGCAGCGCUUCCAUCCCUAG
Messenger RNA from Miscanthus lutarioriparius, 588 nucleotides. The record is from the annotation of a GenBank genome assembly. Lineage: Eukaryota; Viridiplantae; Streptophyta; Magnoliopsida; Poales; Poaceae.